AAUGUUAAAACGGCUUGCCAUGCACGUUUUCCUUAGAGACCAAGAGUUCGAAUGAUCACGAUGCAAUUUUCUGCAACAUAAUAUUGUAACUCUUGAUUGUUCCAUCAAAGCUCAUAGAACGUGUGACGUCACCGCGCGAUUUCUGGUCAACAGCUCAGUUGUUGUGGGGCGACCGCGGGAAAAUAGUCCACGUAAUACAUCGGCUAGUUCCAGGGAGGGACUCUGGACUUGCUUGGGAUCGUCGGGAGCACAUUUCACAGAAUACACCGGGAAUAUAUUCACAAUAAUUCUUCAGAAAUAACACAAGACGCGUUGGGGCGAAAUAGAGGAGCUUUCGAUCUAGGACAGUUUACGAGGGGCAGGAAAAUGGAGUUGGAUGACGGAGUUGUGUACCAGGACGACCCGGGGACGUCAGCGAUAAUGUCGGAGCGCGUCUCGGGCCUGGCCAACUCCAUCUACCGUGAAUUCGAGAGACUCAUCCGCAAAUAUGACGAGGACGUGGUAAAAGAGCUCAUGCCGCUGGUCGUGGCGGUACUGGAGAACCUGGACACUGUGUUCGCCGAGAACCAGGAGCACGAAGUGGAGCUCGAGCUCCUCAAGGAGGACAACGAGCAGCUGAUCACUCAGUAUGAACGCGAGAAAGCGCUGAGGAAACACGCAGAAGAGAGGUUCAUUGAAUUGGAAGAUUCUCAGGAACAGGAGAAGAAAGAUUUGCAGAAUCAUCUGGAGAGUUUGGGGUCACAUUCCCGUCAACUGGAGCUGAAGAUCAAGAACUAUGCUGACCAGAUAAGUCGAUUAGAGGAGCGAGAGGCUGAACUCAAGAGAGAAUAUAAUUCCCUUCACCUGCGUCACACAGAGAUGAUCCAAAACUACAUGGAACAUGUAGAACACAUCAUGCUGCAGCAGACAGGAGGAGAGACCUCUCACACAGGAACAAUGGGCAGAGUUCGUAAAGAGCGUCCCCUGUCUCUGGGAAUCUUCCCCAUGUCUGGUGGAGGCAGUUCAUUGACGUCUGAUGUCCAGGGCAGAGCAGACAUUCCUGGGAUGGAAGGAUGGAGAUUUAACCAUCUCACUCAUCAACGCUCCAACGCCAGCCUCAAGCAGUUGGAGCCGGAGGACACUCCAAAGAAAAGGGAGGGUAAGGAUGUUCUGGAAGCUUGGGAUUCGCUGCCAAACGACUGCAAGGAUGAGCUGUCUGACCUCAGCCAAGGGGGCUCAAAGUCUAUCACGCCAAUGUCCACCACGGCCUCGGAUCUGGCCCUGGACUCCCACAGAGAGGAUGGAGAUGGAUUCUGGAAGAGCACAGAGGUUCAGGCUGUUCCCGGUUCCAGGAGCGUCUCUGCGGGUCUGGGUGAUAAUGAAGAGAAGUCAGAUGUUCAGGCGAUUAUUGAGUCCACACCAGAGCUGGACAUGGAUCUCAGUGGAUACAAAGGAGCAAGUACUCCGACCCGAGGUAUUGAGAACAUGGCGUUUGACCGGAACACAGAAUCUCUGUUUGAAGAGGUGUCGUCAGCGGGCUCGGGUUUGAUUGGAGAUGUAGACGAGGGAGCAGAUCUGUUGGUGGAGUACUCCGGCAUGAGUCGAGAGGUGGAGAACCUCAUUCAGGAAAACGUGCAGUUGUUAGAGACAAAAAAUGCCCUGAACGUGGUGAAGAACGAUCUGAUUGCUCGUGUGGAUGAGCUCUCAUGUGAGAAGGAGGUUCUUGAGGGAGAACUGGAUGCCGUUCUGCAGACAAAAGCCAAACUGGAGGAGAAGAACAAAGAGCUGGAGGAAGAACUCAAAAAACUGAAAGCAGAGUCAGAGGUGCCUAAACAGAAUAAUAAUAAAGACGAAGAUGAGAGUGAUGUGCCCACAGCUCAGAGGAGAAGGUUCACACGGGUGGAGAUGGCUCGCGUUUUGAUGGAGAGAAACCAGUACAAAGAGAGACUGAUGGAGCUGCAGGAGGCCGUCAGGUGGACUGAGAUGAUCAGAGCUUCAAGGGAAAACUCUGAAGUUGCCGAGAAGAAGAGGUCAAGCAUCAGGCAGUUCUUCAGCCGUCUAUUUAGUUCCUCCAGUUCUUCUACGUCGAGCAACACAGCGAGGGCUCUGCCGUCCAACGUGAAGUACAAUCCGCCCAGCAUCAUGAAGAAGAGCAACACCUUCUCCCAGUUCCCCAGAGAAAAGUCCAAAGCAUUCGACUUCCUCCAAGAAGAGGUUGACUCAAGUGGUUCUCUGUCCCGUCGCGAGCAGAAGCGUGCUCAGUACCAGCAUGUGAAGGCCCAUGUGCAGAAGGAGGACGGCAGGGUGACCGCUCAUGGCUGGAGCCUCCCGGGCAAAUACAAGGCAGAAGUCUAUACAUACCAAACUCUAAAUCCAAAAGCAAUGAAUGUUGCCAAUGGUGGCUAUGCAGAGAACAAAAUGAACUUACCAGUUCCUGUGUGCCUCAAGCCAUUGGAAAAGAAAGAUGCUUCUAUGAAGCUCUUGUGUGCAGCUGGAGUGAAUCUCUCAGGUGGAUGGCCAAGUGAGGGAAGCUCUGGGGUUAGUGGUGAGGAGUCUGUGGUGGAUACAGACGCCUCCAAGCAGAAGAAAGGAUCUCAGAGUAGCCUGGACAAGCUGAAACAGGAACCUAAGGAUCAUGAGAAGGAGCAGACAGUGCAGGUGGAGAUGUCCAGUCAGGUUUGGAUCUGUACGAGCACUUACUCCUCCACUAAAGUGAUGAUCAUGGAUGUGACGCAGCCCUCUGACCUGCUGGACAGCUUCUAUGUCUGUAACUCAUGUGUGCUGUGUAUCGCCAGUAUACCAGGUGUUUUGGAGACAGACUAUCUCGCAGGGGAAGAGAUUCCUCAGGAUGUGGAGGCAGGGCCAGACAAUUUAUUGGCCAGUCACAGCUCACAGGGCAGUGAGGGAGUGUUGAGUGACGUGUCAGUGGUUGGCUGCAGUGCUGAAGAGUCCAGCUCAGGAUCUCAGACGGGCAGCACAGGAGCCAAUGAACAAUCAGCAGAACAAAGUCCUGUCAAAGGCAGUGUAGACCUCUCCAGAGCACCCAGUGAAGAUGAAGUCACUGCAGCAGAGGAAGCCAUGGAGGCCACCGAGGAAGACCAGGAGAGCCCGGGACAGGACACCAGUCAGCCAGGAAUCUACACAGAACACGUGUUCACUGACCCACUGGGAACAGAGUCUUCUGGAGCUUCAACCGGCAAUAACCAGAGGGAGUCAGAUCAGGACAGGGAUAAUGUGCCAUCUACAGGCGACAAAGCAGAUCUGGCGAGAGAGGAGACCCAGCGUAUGAGCAGUGCACUCCCUACCAUGUGGCUGGGGGCCCAGAAUGGCUGUUUAUAUGUGCACUCAUCUGUUGCUCGGUGGAGAAAGUGUCUCCAUGCUGUCAAGCUGAAGGAUUCAAUCUUAAAUAUUGUACACGUGAGGGGACGUGUUUUAGUGGCUCUUGCUGAAGGUACACUGGCCAUCUUUCACAGAGGGCUUGACAGCCAAUGGGAUUUAACCAACUACCACCUCCUGGACCUCGGCCGACCACAUCACGCUAUCCGCUGCAUGACUGUUGUGCAUGAUAAAGUAUGGUGCGGCUACAGGAAUAAGAUCUAUGUGAUCCAGCCAAAAGCCAUGAAAAUAGAGAAGUCUUUUGACGCCCACCCGCGUAAGGAGAGCCAGGUACGUCAGCUGGCCUGGGUGGGCGAUGGUAUCUGGGUCUCCAUCCGUCUAGACUCCACCCUCCGUCUCUUCCACGCUCACACCUUCCAGCAUCUGCAAGACGUUGACAUUGAGCCUUACGUCAGCAAAAUGCUGGGUACAGGAAAACUUGGCUUCUCCUUUGUGAGGAUCACAGCCCUAAAGGUGUCCUGUAACCGGCUUUGGGUGGGAACAGGAAAUGGUGUAAUCAUCUCCAUCCCAUUGUCAGACUCUGUGGGUCAGUGUGGAUUUUUAGGUCAGAGGGCAGCUCAUAAGACUGUCGGAGCUAUCGCUUGUCGUCCAGGUGGGGCAGUAAAAGUGUAUGGCAAUGAAACCGUGGAUGGUGCGAUGACAGGCUCGUACGUACCGUACUGCUCCAUGGCACAUGCUCAGCUCUGCUUCCACGGCCACAGGGAUGCUGUUAAAUUCUUUGUUACUGUUCCAGGUCAGGUAAUUGUGCCAGGAGCUGCAGGAUCUGAUGGUGUGAUUGAAAACUCAGAUGCUUCAGCUUCAGACAGCAAGAACAUGCUCAUUAUGAGCGGAGGAGAAGGCUACAUUGACUUCAGAAUCGGUGAUGAUGAUGAUGGUGGUUUGGGCCGAGAUGAAGAUGAGGACUCUGUGGAACCCACUUUGAAACUGCAGUCGGCCCCUGCCAAAUCUGAGCGCAGUUAUGUUAUAGUCUGGCAGGUGGCAGUAGGCAGUGAGUGACUGACAAAUCACUGCUGCGAGUUUAAUUGAGAACUCUACAUCUAGGUCAACCUAACUUGGGCUUAUUAUUUUACAAAAGACUGUUCUUCUUAUGAAUACAGAUAUGAUUAAUAGUGUUGUUUUUUUAACACCUACAUGACUUCUUUAAUCUUAGUGUUUAAAUGUUUAUUUAUUUGUUUUGUUUUAAAUGAAUAUGGCAUUUAUCCAUGAUGUGACUCAGUGAAAAGAAAUCAGAAGGAAAAUGAAGGAACAAAAUGAUGACUUGAAGGACAACACAAAGUCCGUCCACAACUGUAUCGCAAAUGUCACUGUUUCUGUGUUAAAAAGUCUUGAAAAUCCUGUUCUAACAUUUAAGGCUUGGCCAAGUGUGUCAUUACUUAAAGGUGAAGUGCGUAAUUUCUGCAUUGCUUGCGUCACCAAACGGAAAAUACCACCCCAAACCCUUGCCAUUGUUUGAGCCAAUGUUGCUGUGUCAGGCCGGUCAGGAUAUGCAUACAAACAAAGCAACAUUUUAAUAGCAUUUUAAUAAUGUUUACUAUUCUUUUAAUGGCUUACUUUAGUUGUCUCUCCAUAUUAUGCUGACAAAUUACACACGUCACCUUUAACUGUAAUGUUUUCUUUUUUAGCUGCUUCACAGUAUUAUGAUUAUUUAUAUAUUUUCUUAUAUUGAUCAGCGAAAGAUGGUGAUAUUUCUCUGGAGCUCUGCAUUUGUGCACUAUGGCAGUGGUAGCAUUGUGUAGUUCUUGUAUAUAGAAACUCAGAGAGCUAUUUUUGCUAUCUGUACGGCAUAGAUAUUGUGAGCGGUGUCUCAGCACCUUAAGGCAUGGCGUGUGCAUCUGUAUGCGUGUUCCUAGCGUGAUUUCUCGCCUGCAUGAGUCUUGUAUCAUUCCUAAAUGGAGCUCUGGAGCUUUCGAGUCUAAAAUAUGUUGUUAGCAUUGGGCUUCCCUCAUGUUAGAGCUUGCUGGCACUUUAAAGACAGUAACAAACAUAGACAAACUUUAAAAUGAGCUAACUUCCGGAAAGAACAGCAUAUGAUAGCAUUUAUUUCGAGAGGGUCUCCCCUUUUACCAAAGGAUGAAAUGUAGAACAAAUACUAAACAGCCUAAUUUUAUGUAACGCUCAUAUUUUGUGUUGCCAAGGCUAUUUGAUGUUAUGUACUUAUUUUAAAUGGGCAAAAAUGGAUGAAAUAUAAAAAAAAAAAAAAAAAAAAGACAGGGAUUUUAGAAAUUGUGUGUUUACCUGUGUCAAAUAUUAUUAUUUUUUUUAUUUUGUUUUUUGCUUCAGCACUUAGCAUCUAAUUAAUGUCAGUCUUGUCUAAAGUUUGUUUACCUGUGUUCCUGGGUUCGAGUGUGUACAGUAUCUACAGUGGCCCCUAAAAGUAUUUGGACACUUUAGCCAUGUUUCAAAAUGCAUGAAUGUCAUUGCAUUAGAUAACACAAUAUCAAACCCAUUGGCAUCUAAAAAUGAUGCUAGACCUUUUUUUAGAACUGUUUUUGUUUUCAUUUUCGAGUCAUUUUUGCAAUUACUUCUAACCAAUUCAAGGUGAUUUCAACCUGUUCACACAGGUAAAACAAAUAAAAAAACAAGUGUAGUUUAUUACCUUAACUGCAGACAUGUUCCAGUAACGCAGUAGUUCUCAAUUCUUAUGGUUCACGCCCCCCCUUUGAAACAAGAAAAACUUUCGUGCCCCCCCAAAUAAUCGAAUUGAAAAUGAUUAAUCACAAUUGAUCACAUUUUUACCGAAGGAAAAACAAAAUGCUUUCUGCAUUGAUUUAACUACAUUUACUUUCAUCUUUCUGUUGGGACAAACCGUUUUAUUUAAAAAUACGAUUAAAACUGAACAGUAAGUUACAAUGUUCACUAAAAAAGGAUCUAAAUGAUGAACUUUUGUCACUAGGUUGUUCUGUUAAUUUGUGCAUACUUUGUGUUACAUAAAUACAUAAAAAAUAUAAUUAUGGCUAUAUACUUUCAAAACAUCAAUAAAAAAAAAAAAAGAGUGAUACUGCUGCAGGAGCAACCCCUGUGCAUGAACUCUAUCAGCAAAUGACUGUAUUACAUGAGACAGGGAGCGCUUAGCCACUCAGAAAACCGAAUCCUCCAGUCAUCCGCAUUUAACUAUCAGAAUGUUUAAUAUCUAAUUGGAGACAUUUUUACACUUGAUAGUUAUUUUAAUAAAAACCAAUAAUUUCAAGGAUUCAGACAUGUGAAUGAAAAUAAGCCUCAGCAGUCUCUAUAAAAUCAUUUUAAAAAUUCCCAUCCAGUAAUAAUAAACUACUGUGACUGGCCCAUCCUGGCCUGCAUUGAAAAAAGUAAAAAGUAUCGCAAGACAGUGACAUCUACGUGCUAUCAGGACCUCUGGACAAUAAUUUACACUUAAUGAUACUGAAAAACUUUAACAACCACUGAAAUAAAAACUGACCUUUCUGCCAUCAUUUACUCACCCUCGUCAUUCAAAAGGAUAUGAGUAUCAUGUUUAUGGCUGUUUAUUUGUAUUAAUUUUAAAUGGUGUGUAUAUAUAUUGUUUUAUACAUUUUAAACCUUAAUCUUGUGACAUGUUUUGCUUGAAAGUGUCCCAUCUAUUUACAGUAAAUGCCAUUUCGUUUGAUAUUUAAUGCAAAGACAUUCAGACAUUUUUAAGUGUGACUUAAGUGUCUAAAUACUUUUUGGAGCCACUAUAUUCUCAGUUUUCUAAUUGUAAUCAGAGUUUGGCACUCAUUUUUGUAUUUGAUCUGUAAGACACUUUUAUCUGUACCUUGAUGUCUUGUUGAAACAAAUGCAGCAAAGGCUAAUGUUGGACUUUUUAUGUGUAAAGGGGUUGGAUUAGGACUUUUUUUUUUUUUUAUUCUGACACAUAAAGGGAAAUCAUUGUUGCCAUUCCAGUAUUUAUUUUUCAUAAUGAACUUUUUGGUUCAGAAUGUAACUUUUUACAUGUUUGUGAACAAGAACAAUAUUGUUUCUUUUAAAUCAGACACCUUUAAGAAGCGAAUAUCUGUCUUUUUUCAUGUUGAAGGAAUUUGACUAAUAAUGUUGACAGUAUUAGACAGCUUAUGAAAUAUAACCUCUGUGGAUCUUUUGGAAAUCAACACAUUCAUUGUAUGAAGCUAUGCAUGUUUUUUUUUUUUUUUUUUUUUUUUUUUUUUUACAGUGCACUGCAGUUUGUUCGUUAAAAUGUCUGUUAACUGCCACCUUUUUGGGUGGUUGUUUCUAUGUAUGUAUGUGUGCACAUCUGAUUGUAAAAUGUUACUGGAUUUGUGUGCGUGGAUGAGCGUGUGCAGUUGCUAUUUCCCUUAAAAUCUUACUGGACUCGCUGUGCGUGCCACAACUUGUAAUUACUGUUUUUUUCUUGUCAAAAGUUUGCUCAAACUGCAUCAUAGCCUUAUUUUUAAACUCUAUUAAACUCAAUUUCAUGGGGAAUUUACCUUUGUUGGUUUUAUU
Messenger RNA from Myxocyprinus asiaticus (Chinese sucker), 7806 nucleotides. RefSeq names its product C-Jun-amino-terminal kinase-interacting protein 4-like. The record is from RefSeq and is a predicted model, not a curated record. The transcript has 32 exons. Gene Ontology annotation, cellular component: cytoplasm. Bases 367 to 4371 code for a protein of 1334 amino acids. NCBI's taxonomy places the organism in Eukaryota, Metazoa, Chordata, Actinopteri, Cypriniformes, Catostomidae. Gene Ontology annotation, molecular function: kinesin binding; MAP kinase scaffold activity; JUN kinase binding. Gene Ontology annotation, biological process: vesicle-mediated transport.